Nicotiana tabacum (common tobacco) is the source of this 765-nucleotide messenger RNA. RefSeq lists its product as uncharacterized. Lineage: Eukaryota; Viridiplantae; Streptophyta; Magnoliopsida; Solanales; Solanaceae. Gene Ontology annotation, molecular function: metal ion binding. The record is from RefSeq and is a predicted model, not a curated record.
CUUUUAUUUCAUAACAGCAUCAUGUUUUUCCUAACGUUAUUGCUCUAUUUAUCAUUUCAAGAAUAUUAGGCUAAUGUCAAUUUUCACGGCCCUGAAUGAACGGAGACUAAUGCCCUACGCGUCCAGGAAAAAGGGUUCUAAAGGAGCUUUUGGCAAAGUGAAAAAUCCUCAAUCACUCAAAGAAAAGAAUCCUAUACCCCACCCUCUUCCUUUAAAUUUUUCCAACUGUUUCAAAAAACAUUCAAAUCAUUCAUCAUCUCUUCAUUCGUCUCUAACUAGCAUCAGUUAUUGCUUGGCAGCUCUGCAAAUUAAGAAGUUUCGAAACGUAGCAACUGUAAUGGCCAAUGUGGUGGAGCUUAAAGUAGGCCUGCACUGCGACGAAUGCAUCAAGAAAAUCUUGAAGGCAAUCAAGAAAAUCGAAGAUAUUGAAACAUAUGAUGUGGAUACACAACUGAAUAAGGUGACAGUAACUGGAAAUGUAACUACUGAAGAGGUCAUCAAAUGUCUUCACAAGAUAGGGAAACAAGCCACCAACUGGGAUCAACAAUCAACUUACUAAUCUCUAAUCCACUGCUUAAUUAGAGCGUGCAAGACGACCUUGCCCAUUUUAUUAUAUUAUACCUAUCUAUAGGUUCUCCUAGUUUGAUCUUUAUGUAUCUUAUUGCUCAUUUGAUGGAGAUUUUGGAAGUACUUUUACACUCUAAAUCUCGAUAGAUCAACCAAAAUCUAAAUUUAAGGUACUAAUCACAAUAUUGGUUCUAGUAA